Messenger RNA from Alternaria viburni, 1545 nucleotides. RefSeq lists its product as uncharacterized. The coding region runs from base 1 to 1545 and encodes 514 amino acids. NCBI's taxonomy places the organism in Eukaryota, Fungi, Ascomycota, Dothideomycetes, Pleosporales, Pleosporaceae. The transcript has 2 exons. The record is from RefSeq and is a predicted model, not a curated record.
AUGACCGGAAACACAAAGGUCACAUACAGCGGGAAACAAAGGCGGGCUACAGGGGCUGCGCGCCCGUCAUCUCCGCUCGCUGGUCCCUCUCGUGCAAGCACGGAGACUCAGUCCCAUUACUUUCCAUCGAGCCCCCCACGUGGCCGCGAUGACUUCAGCCGCGCCAGAAUCAACCAGAGGGAGGUCGAACAGCUGCAGCUCGACGCAGGCCAAGUCCCCACGACCGUCCUUCCUAUCCCCGUUGAUCGGCAAGAUAAAGCAAGAGACAACGCACGACGACCUCGUUUCGACUACGGUGCGGAGCUGAAGAAGGGUCUUACAUUCGUUGCCGCAGCAGCGUAUGCUGAGGAACUCGCCGAUUACCAUGCGGUUGCAAGGAGCAUGAACGAGUCGGACUUCCGGGUCGCCGCUGUAUAUCUCAUGGCAUCCAUACCCGCCGCCCUCCUGGAGGCUAUAGUCGGCGGUAACCUCUGCAUCGCUGCCCGGUCAAACGAUGACAUUGACAAUCUCCUCUACGACUCAAAGUCGAUGUGGCACAUCCGAGCAAACGACAAGAACGCACCAGGGAUCUAUAUCCGAUUUCUUGUCGACAAGGACGGCAACGCACCCACACCCAACCAAUACCUCCGGGUAGCCAAGAGACUUCGGGACUAUGUCUCUGGCGAUGACCAAUCCUUUGAGGCGGCAGCAAGCCUGGAUAACAUAAAGGGAACGACCAAGGCCUCUGGGCGGGAUAUCAGCAAAGGUCAUUACCGCUUUCUCAAUGGCUCCGAGCAGAGAGUCAUGCAGAUACUGACCUGGUGCACCGCACUCGAGGACCGCAUUCAUGAGCUUCCUGCGGAUGAACUUGAUACGCCUAUGCAGCGGCCAUGCACCUACGUCGGAUAUUCUGUGUCGGUCUCACAGCGUCUGCACGAACACGACGAGGGAGGCACCAGUUGGUUCCAGCACAUGGUGCAGGCCGCGUUCCAGGCAGAGGUCGAUUACCCACUGUUCAGCUUCGAGGGCCAUGCAGUCUGCUUCCUGCAGGAGAGCGAGGCACCAGUCGCCGAAGUUCUCAUCAGUGUGAUUACCGACAGCAUGAUCGAGACUGGUGGCGGCUUCGGCGUUUACCAAGCAGGGAUUCAGACAACGAGCGCAUUGCUUGGGCACCUCCCCACCCGUGAAUGGCCUGGUGUUUGGAAGGCAUGCGCGCGAUGGCGGGAAGAUCAAAACCACAGCGACGGGAACCUGUUUCGGGAGCGCGCACUGCUGGAAGCGCACCACGCAAAUCCUACAGCCGCGUCCAAUCAGGUAAGCCAGAGCGCAGAUGCCAUCCGGCGAGACAUUACCGCGCUCGAGGCAGAUAUCACGAGGCUGCAGCGUGACGCUGAUGACUACGAUGGCGAGGCCGCGCCAGAAGACGACCUCGAUGACAAAAUUCAAGAGCUAGAAGAUGCCAUGAACGCCGACGAUCCUGAUUCUGACGAUGACUCCGAAGCUCGCCAGUCUUCCAGGGCGGUGGUGGAGAUGCUGAGGCGAAGGCAGGCAGCGAGGACGGCAUAG